AAUGACCUUGGGCUCGAGAUUGAGACAGACUAGGUGAAGGUUAAACUGUAAUGUCUCCUUCUGCGAGUCGAAUUCUGGCUGUUUAACGAAUAAGGUGUUCAUGUUGUCAUUUCUCGGGAGUCAACCGGAAGGCAUUUCCAAAAAUUCAGUCAUGCGCAGUUAAAAUCGCGAUUCCAUUCUCCCAAAGGUUAUUAAUUAGCGCCCAUGCUGCCUGGAGAUUGUGCGGGUUAUUGUCAUACUCAACCACUGUUGCAUAGGAAUUAGUAAACCGCGAUCAUGAACAUCAUUCGAAAUUUAGUCCGUCCUUCUCCGAAGAAUGUUGUUCGGAUCGUUCGUCUGGAAGGCACAAUCGUUUCUCAGACUCGACGAGGGCCAGGUUCUUUGAAUUUACGCAAAGUUGAGAAGCACCUGGACAAAGCGUUCGCCACCAAGAAAGUUAGGCCAAGAGCUGUAUGCUUGGAGAUAAACAGCGGAGGAGGAUCCCCUGUUCAAUCAAACUUAAUUUUUAAUCGAAUACGGGCUUUGUCUAAAGCAACCAAAAUCCCCGUGCUUUCAUUUGCGGAAGACUUGGCUGCCUCCGGGGGGUACAUUUUGGCAUUGGCGGGUGAUGAAAUCUUCGUGGAGCCAAACACGAUUAUUGGCAGCAUUGGUGCUCUGUCUCAAGGGUUUGGCUUCCAGGAAACUAUAAAGAAACUAGGUUGGUAGAUAAAUCACAAGUCAAAUAUUUUCAUUCUGCGAGGAAUUGAGGAGUUGAAGCGGUUGAUUCUUUCUUUGUGAUGGGGUAUUCAAAUAAAGCACCUGAAUCACAUAUCCCCUUUUUAAUGGGUCCCCCCGGAUUAUUUGCUAUUCACAUACUUACCCCUCCUUAUUUCUACAAAAUUGCAACCCUCUGUGCUGCAUGGGAUGCUUUUUUUAGAUCGAAGGUUGACAGGGUUGGGGGGAGUUCCUUUCCCUCAGAACUCACCUGUCUUUUUCCCUUAUUCAAAAUUCAUCAUAAUUCUGCCUUCCUGCUAGUGUCAGUCCCUCCCUUGUGUUUCCUUCACAGAAACCACUACUUAAAAUCCUGAUAAAACAGUUGAUUACAUUGUAGAAUCUUCCCCAAAAAUGCUAAAUUUUUUUGUUGUGACCAUAUGGAGAAUUUAACACUAGGCAAAUAUUUUUACCCUAACACCCUAACAUCAAUGAAAAUUUUCUCUAUACUCUUCUCUAUACACUUCCUUUGGUGUUCACAAGGGGAAUUAUUUAAACAGUCAAAGUGACAGUGUGGCAAUCAUUUUCUUCAAUUUAUUCUCAUGAUCAUAAUGAAUAAUCUAGUGCUAUAACUGUAAGAAGAAAUUAGAUGCUGGUUACUCUUAACCUUUUCACUCCCAUGAGUGACCAAGGCAGAAUUUCUCCCCACAAUAUCAGUACAAUAUCAAGCAGACAAGUGAUGAGAAUGAAGAAAAAUAUCAAUUAGGGGAUUAUACAUGGAUCCAAAACCAAAUUCUCCAAACUAACAGCACAAGAACUGUAUGGCAGACAAUAAGGUGACUGUUCUCUUUCUUUGUUUCUUCAUUAUCUAGGUAUGGAGUCACGCAUUUUCACUUCAGGUGAGCACAAGGUUCGAUUGGAUCCGUUCAGCCCUCUCAAGCAAGAUGAUGUUGAUUAUGUAACAAAUGUGCUAAAGCAGAUUCAUGGGAACUUCAUUGAAUUGGUGAAGGAAAGGCGACCAUCACUUGAUGUUAAACAUAAAACUGUAUUUAGUGGUGAUUUUUUCACUGGCAAGGAUGCUGUCUCAUUUGGUUUAGCUGAUAAUACCUGUUCUGAUUUAAGAGCUGUUUGUCAGGCAAGGUUUGGCAGAAAUGUCAAAUUUGAGCGCUGUGAGCCUCCAAGUAGUGUUCUGGGUAGACUUAGAAAUCUUGUUACUCAGAUGAAAGUUGAGGUAUCUAUUAAUGACAUGUUGGAAGAGCUGACUUUAAAACAAUACAGACCUUAA
Molecule: messenger RNA, 1975 nt
Organism: Pocillopora meandrina
Lineage: Eukaryota; Metazoa; Cnidaria; Anthozoa; Scleractinia; Pocilloporidae
Source: the annotation of a GenBank genome assembly